Molecule: messenger RNA, 1807 nt
Organism: Populus euphratica (Euphrates poplar)
Lineage: Eukaryota; Viridiplantae; Streptophyta; Magnoliopsida; Malpighiales; Salicaceae
Gene: CPK29
Product: calcium-dependent protein kinase 29
Exons: 8
Coding region: 122-1741 (539 amino acids)
Biological process (GO): protein phosphorylation
Molecular function (GO): protein kinase activity; ATP binding; calcium ion binding
Source: RefSeq, a predicted model, not a curated record
CCGAUCUCUUGUUAUUGUAAUAAAUGCAAACCCCAUAUCAGCAGAUUUACUACUUAACCAUUCUCAAAAACACCAUAAGACAAUUUUGCUCUGUUGUCUUCCGUUUCUGCCUACCAAGCCAAUGGGAAUUUGUUUCUCUAGACUCGGUUUCUCCAAGUUUCGUUCUCAUGAUAUCCAUAUUUCCUCUACCUCGGAAGAGGACGGCUACCAACCAAAACCACCUAAAAGACGAGCCCAAGAACAUUAUAAUCCACCACCAUCACAAGCAGCCACAAAACCAGCUCCUCCUUCAGAAACAUUUGGCAAAUCUCAAACUGCUCUUACUCCAUCUUCAACAUCAAAUAUUGGCCCUAUUCUUGGUAAGCCAUUCGUUGACAUAACCAAGAUUUACGAUCUUCAUAGAGAAUUGGGUAGAGGCCAGUUCGGUAUAACUUAUCUUUGUACAGAGAAGGCAACACAAAGAAAGUAUGCGUGCAAGUCUAUUUCAAGGGGGAAACUUGUGACUAAAAAAGAUAUUGAGGAUGUUAAAAAAGAGAUUUUGAUAAUGCAGCACUUAUCAGGCCAACCGAAUAUUGUUGAAUUCAGGGGUGCUUAUGAAGAUACACAAAAUCUGUACGUGGUCAUGGAACUAUGCUCUGGUGGGGAGCUUUUUGAUCGGAUUAUCGCUAGAGGGAGUUAUUCAGAAAUGGAAGCUGCUGUAAUUAUUAGGCAAAUUGUGAAUGUGGUUCAUGUGUGUCAUUUUAUGGGGGUCAUGCAUAGAGAUUUGAAGCCCGAGAAUUUCUUGCUUGCAAAUAAAGAAGAUAAAGCUCCGAUUAAAGCUACUGAUUUUGGACUCUCUGUCUUUAUUGAAGAGGGAAAAGUAUAUGGCGACAUUGUUGGAAGUGCAUACUAUAUUGCUCCAGAGGUGUUGAAACGGAGUUAUGGAAAAGAGAUUGAUGUAUGGAGUGCUGGGAUUAUUUUGUACAUUCUUCUGAGUGGAGUACCUCCUUUCUGGGCUGAGACCGAGAAGGGCAUAUUUGAAGCAGUACUGGAAGGCAAUCUUGACUUGGAGAGCUCGCCAUGGCCUCACAUUUCAUCCUCUGCAAAGGACCUUAUUAGGAAAAUGUUAACGAGGGACCCUAAGAGAAGGAUUACCGCUGCCCAGGCACUUGAACAUCCAUGGAUGAAGGUGGAUGGUGACGCAUCUGGCAAACCUAUAGAUAGUGCUGUCUUGAUUCGGAUGAAGCAAUUCAGAGCAAUGAACAAGUUAAAGAAGCUUGCACUAAAGGUAAUAGCGGAGAACCUUUCAGAGGAAGAAAUCAAGGGUUUAAAGCAGAUGUUCCACAACAUGGACACUGAUGAAAGUGGUACUAUCACAUACGAAGAACUCAAAUCUGGACUGUCGAGGCUAGGAUCUAAGCUUAAUGAAGUAGAAAUGAAGCAGUUGAUGGAUGCUGCUGAUGUUGAUAAGAGUGGGACUAUCGAAUAUCUCGAAUUUAUUACAGCUACAAUGCAUCGGUAUAAACUUGAGAUGGAAGAGAACUUGUACAAGGCCUUCCAAUAUUUUGACAAGGAUGGUAGUGGGUUCAUCACAAGAGAUGAACUAAGGCAAGCUAUGGCUCAACAUGGGAUGGGUGAUGAUGCUACAAUAAAUGAAGUCAUAGAAGAUGUUGAUACUGAUAAAGAUGGAAAGAUCAACUAUGAGGAGUUUACGAGCAUGAUGAGAAAAGGAACCCAAGAUUAUGAAAUAAAUUUAACAUAGAAAUAUCAUUGUAUAUAAAGUGCUUAAAAAUAAGCCCUUGUGAUAUUUGCAAAUCCCUUGCCUGAA